AUGUGGUGUUUUGACUUUGAGGAUCAUGAAGAUUUGUAUGGGAUCUUAGCUUCAUCUAAAGAAUUUGAUGAAUUAGUCUUCCUAACCCUCAUUUAGAUAUUCAAAAGGGAGAAUAUUUUAGAUUGUAUAUAAUUUCUUUCAAAAAUUAAAAAUCUAAGACAAUACACAUAAGACAUAUAACAUGUACAAAUGUAUAGUUAAUUAAUAAGGAAUGGAUUACAAAUGCUGGAAAUAACAAGAUUAAGAGAAUAAUAGAAGUUCUCAACAAAAUUAAAGAUCAUGAUUUUAAUUAAGAAGAUUACUCUGCAGAAGAAUACUAAAAAGAGAAUGAAAACCUGAUCACUAACAUAUCAAAGAACAAGAAGAUUAUAGAAUAUCUAAAAUUUUUAGUUCAUCUUACUGCUUUAGAUGAAAGAUUUAUUUAAUGUGGAUCAAAUUCUCUUUAUUUACUAGUUUAAAUGAAAGU
This is a messenger RNA of Paramecium octaurelia, 466 nucleotides long. NCBI's taxonomy places the organism in Eukaryota, Ciliophora, Oligohymenophorea, Peniculida, Parameciidae. The record is from the annotation of a GenBank genome assembly.